Chinchilla lanigera (long-tailed chinchilla) is the source of this 8184-nucleotide messenger RNA. It is a transcript of the gene Son, whose product is annotated as SON DNA binding protein. The transcript has 13 exons. Bases 69 to 7256 code for a protein of 2395 amino acids. Gene Ontology annotation, molecular function: RNA binding; protein binding. Gene Ontology annotation, biological process: regulation of cell cycle; regulation of mRNA splicing, via spliceosome. The record is from RefSeq and is a predicted model, not a curated record. NCBI's taxonomy places the organism in Eukaryota, Metazoa, Chordata, Mammalia, Rodentia, Chinchillidae.
CUUCUCCCGACGCAUGCUGGGAGCCUGGAGGACUAGCGAGGAGGAGUUGAGAGAACGGAGCGGACGCCAUGGCGGCCGACAUCGAGCAGGUUUUUAGGUCUUUCGUGGUCAGUAAAUUCCGAGAAAUACAACAAGAGCUUUCCAGCGGAAGGAGUGAAGGCCAGCUGAAUGGUGAAACAAAUACACCUAUUGAAGGAAACCAGGCAGGUGAUGCUGCUGCCUCUGCCAGGAGCCUACCAAAUGAAGAAAUAGUACAGAAGAUAGAAGAAGUACUUUCUGGGGUCCUAGAUACAGAACUACGAUACAAGCCAGACUUGAAAGAGGCCUCCAGAAAAAGUAGAUGUGUAUCUGUACAAACAGAUCCUACUGAUGAAAUUCCUAGCAAAAAAUCAAAGAAGCAUAAAAAGCACAAAAACAAAAAGAAGAAGAAGAAGAAAGAAAAGGAAAAAAAGUAUAAGAGACAGCCAGAAGAAUCUGAGUCAAAGCUGAAAUCUCAUCAUGAUGGGAAUAUAGAUUUAGAAUCUGAUUCCUUUUUAAAGUUUGAUUCUGAACCUUCAUCAAUGGCACUGGAGCAUCCUAUAAAAGCAUUUGGCCUAUCUGAGACCAGUGAAUCCUCUGCAGUUGUGCUAGAACCUCCCGUAUCAUCAAUGGAAUUAUCAGAGUCACACAUCCUAGAAACUCUGAAGCCAGCUACAAAAACUGCAGAAAUACCAGUUGGAUCUACAUCAGUAAUCUCAGAGCAGUCUAUGGCAGUAAUGUUGGAACCAUCUGUGACAAAGAUUGUGGAUUCCUUUGCAACAGCACCGGUGCCUACAACUGUAGUGCUGAAGUCAUCUGAGCCACUUGCAACAAUGUCUAUGGAGUAUCAGAUGAAGUCUGCGCUGAAAUCUUUGGAGCACACCUCUCCAGAGCCAUCAAAGAUCAUGUUGGCAGAGCCUCCAGUAGCAAAAGAACUACAGCCAUCAGAAACCCGUGUGAUAGCAUCAGAGACAUCUACUGAGGUGCACCCUGAACCAAGCACAUCGACAACAAAGGAUUGUCCAGAGUCAUCUGCAAGUGAAGUGCUAAGAUUGCCAGAGCAUCCUGUACCAUCAGAGAUUGCAGAUCCAUCCAUGACAAGACCUCAGGAUUUGUUGGAGCUGUCUAAGACCUCAGCGUUGGAGCUGCCGGAGUCGUCGGUGGCCUCAGCGCUGGAGUUGCCGGGGCCACCUGCGACCUCCAUGCCGGAGUUGCAGGGGCCCCCUGUGACUCCAGUGCUGGAGUUACCUGGGCCCUCUGCUACCCCAGUGUCAGAGUUGUCAGGGCCCCUUUCUACCCCAGUGCCUGAGUUGCCAGGGCCCCCUGCGACAGCAGUGCCUGAGUUGCCAGGGCCCUCUGUGACACCAGUGCCACAGUUGUCGCAGGAAUUGCCAGGGCCUCUAGCACCAUCCAUGGGGUUAGAGCCACCACAGGAGGUACCAGAGCCACCUGUGAUGGCGCAGGAGUUGCCAGGGCUGUCGACAGUGUCAGCGACAGUAGAGUUGCCUGGGCAGCCUGCGGUAACAGUAGCAAUGGAGUUGACCGAACAACCUGUGACGACGGCAGAGUUCGAGCAGCCUGUGGGGAUGACAGCGGUGGAACAUCCUGGGCAUCCUGAGGUGACAGCCGCAACAGGGUUGCUGGGGCAGCCUGAGGCAGCGAUGGUGCUGGAGUUGCCAGGACAGCCGGUGGCAACAACAGCACUGGAGUUGUCUGGGCAGCCUUCAGUGACUGGGGUGCCAGAGUUGCCUGGGCUGCCUUCGGCAACUAGGGCACUGGAGUUGUCAGGGCAGUCUGUGGCAACUGGGGCACUAGAAUUGCCCGGGCAGCUCAUGGCAACUGGGGCACUGGAGUUCUCGGGGCAGUCUGGGGCAGCUGGAGCACUGGAGCUUUUGGGGCAGCCUCUGGCAACAGGGGUGCUGGAGUUGCCUGGGCAGCCUGGGGCGCCAGAGUUGCCUGGGCAGCCUGUGGCAACCGUGGCGCUGGAGAUCUCUGUUCAGUCUGUGGUGACAACAUCGGAGCUGUCCACGAUGACCGUGUCGCAGUCCCUGGAGGUGCCCUCGACGACAGCGCUGGAAUCCUAUAAUACGGUAGCACAGGAGCUGCCUACUACAUUAGUUGGGGAGACUUCUGUAACAGUAGGCGUGGAUCCCUUGAUGGCCCAAGAAUCCCAUAUGUUAGCUUCUAACACCAUGGAGACCCAUAUGUUAGCAUCUAACACCAUGGACUCCCAGAUGCUAGCAUCCAACACCAUGGACUCCCAGAUGCUAGCGUCCAACACCAUGGACUCCCAGAUGCUAGCCUCUAGCACCAUGGACUCCCAGAUGUUAGCCUCUAGCACUAUGGAUUCCCAGAUGUUAGCAACCAGUUCCAUGGACUCUCAGAUGUUAGCAACCAGCUCCAUGGACUCCCAGAUGUUAGCAACCAGCUCCAUGGACUCCCAGAUGUUAGCAACCAGCUCCAUGGACUCCCAGAUGUUAGCAACCAGCUCCAUGGACUCCCAGAUGUUAGCAACCAGCUCCAUGGACUCCCAGAUGUUAGCAUCCGGCACUAUGGAUUCUCAAAUGUUAGCUUCUGGCACCAUGGAUGCUCAGAUGUUAGCGUCUGGUACCAUGGAUGCUCAGAUGUUAGCAUCUAGUACCCAGGAUUCUGGUAUGUUGGAUUCUAAAUCUCCUGACCCCUAUAGGUUAGCUCAGGAUCCUUAUAGGUUAGCUCAGGAUGCCUAUAGGUUAGGUCAUGACCCCUACAGGUUAGGUCAUGAUGCUUACAGGUUAGGACAGGACCCUUACAGAUUAGGCCAUGAUCCCUACAGACUAACUCCUGAUCCCUAUAGGAUGUCACCUAGACCUUAUAGGAUAGCACCCAGGUCCUAUAGGAUAGCACCUAGGCCAUAUAGGUUAGCACCUAGACCCCUGAUGUUAGCAUCUAGACGUUCUAUGAUGAUGUCCUAUGCUGCAGAACGUUCUAUGAUGUCAUCUUAUGAACGCUCUAUGAUGUCUUACGAGAGGUCUAUGAUGUCCCCUAUGGCUGAGCGCUCUAUGAUGUCAGCCUAUGAACGCUCUAUGAUGUCAGCCUAUGAACGCUCUAUGAUGUCUCCUAUGGCUGAGCGCUCUAUGAUGUCAGCUUAUGAACGCUCUAUGAUGUCAGCUUAUGAGCGUUCCAUGAUGUCCCCAAUGGCUGAUCGAUCUAUGAUGUCUAUGGGUGCUGACCGGUCUAUGAUGUCGUCAUACUCUGCUGCUGACCGGUCUAUGAUGUCAUCGUACUCUGCAGCUGACCGGUCUAUGAUGUCAUCUUAUACUGCUGAUCGUUCAAUGAUGUCUAUGGCAGCUGAUUCUUACACUGAUUCUUACACUGACACAUACACAGAGGCAUAUAUGGUGCCACCUUUGCCUCCUGAAGAGCCCCCAACAAUGCCACCAUUGCCACCUGAGGAGCCACCAAUGACUCCACCACUGCCUCCAGAAGAACCGCCGGAGGGUUCAGCAUUACCAACGGAGCAGUCGGCCUUGACAGCUGAAAAUACUUGGUCUGCAGAAAUGCCAGCAUUACCUCCUGAAGAGAGUGUAUCACAUCCUGAGCCUCCUGUGAGUCAAAGUGAGAUUUUAGAGCCUUCAGCAGUGCCUGAUUAUUCAGUGUCAGGAUCAGAGCCCUCAGUAUUAGUGUCAGAGGCUGUUGUGACUAUGCCAGAACCACCACUAGAGCUAGAAACUUCAGUUACAUCAACACCUGUUGAGUCUGCUAUAGUAGCAGAACAUGAAAUUGUUCCAGAGAGACCAGUUACUUGUAUGGUAUCUGAAACUCCCAUAUUGGCUGAAGCAUCUGUGUUAACCUCAGAGUCUCCAGUUGUGACAGAGACAAUGGAAACGUUGGAGUCUAUGAAAUUUGAAGGACAUGUUGCCUCAGAGGCAUCUGUGCCCCUGGUGGAGCCAGCAGUAACUAUUCCAGAGCCAGCAGAGAACAUUCAGGAAAUGCCGGCUAUGGCAGUUUCAGAGUCUGCUGUCAUGGCUGUCUCAGAGUCGAUUGUUGUUGCUGUCCCAGCUCCAGAGUUGCCUGCUGUGGCUGUCCCACAGGCGCCUGCUAUGGCUUUCCCAGAGUCACCUGCUGUGGCUGCCCCAGAACCACCUGCCACUGGAAAGCCAGAACCACCAGCUGUGGCUGUUGUGGAGCCUCCGAGUGUGGCUGAGCCGGAGCUUGUUAGUGUUCCUGUGUCAGCUGUUUCUUCCCUUGAGCCUACUGUGCCUGUCUUAGAACCAGCAGUGUCAGUCCUUCAGCCUGCGAUGAUUGUUUCAGAACCAUGUGUUUCUGUCCAGCAGUAUACUGUGACAGUUUCAGAGCCUGCUGUCACUGUCUCAGAGCAGACCCAAGUAAUAUCAACUGAGGUAGCAGUAGAAUCUACACCAGUGAUAGCAGAAUCUAGUCUUAUGUCAUCACAUGUUAUGAAAGGGAUGAAUUCAUUAUCUGAUGAUCAGAGUCUUGCUCCGGAGAUUGGCAUGCAGGAGAAUCCAUUGCAUUCAGGUGAAGAGCCACAUGCUGAAGGGCACCUGAAAAGUGACUCUCACGAAAGUGAACAUGGUAUAAAUGUAGACCUUACUAUAAAUAAUCAUUUAAUUGCUAAAGCUAUGGAAAGUACUACAGUAGCUACUGCUAGCACUGAUACUGUUAGUGGAAUUGAAGAGAAAGUUUUGCCCAUCAGUGAAACUAAGCAAUGCGUAGUGCUGGAUGCCUGCCCUGGUGUUAGUGAAACUGAUGGAGAAGGAACUCUGUCUUCUGCUGGUCCUCUUGCUCUGGAAUCUGAUACAGCAGGAGCUAGUAAAGGCAUUGAGUUUGUCACGACACCUGCUUUCACUGCUGUUAAUAACUAUGAUGACAUUUCUUUAACUGCUCAAGAUACUGAACAUGACAUGGUAAUUUCCACCAGCCCCAGUGGUGUUAGUGAAGCAGACAUAGAGGGGCCUUUGCCUGCUAAAGACAUUCAUCUUGAUUUACCAUCUAAUAAUCUUGUUAGUAAGGAUACAGAAGAACCUUUAUUUGUAAAAGAGAGUGACCAGACAUUACCAGUUGCUCUCGGCCCUAAAGAAAGUGGAGAAGAAGUACCUCUCUCUGCCAAAGAGGUAGUGUCUGAUUCAGGAUUUUGUGCUAACAUUGAUGAAAUUAAUGAAGCGGACUUAGUGAGACCGUUACUUCCUAAGGACAUGGAACGUCUUACAAGCCUUAGGGCUGGUAUUGAAGGACCUUUACUUCCAAGUGAAGUUGAACGUGACAAAUCAGCUGCCAGUCCAGUUGUAAUUAGUAUACCAGAAAGAGCUUCCGAGUCGUCUUCAGAGGAAAAAGAUGAUUAUGAAAUUUUUGUAAAAGUUAAGGACACACAUGAAAAAAGCAAGAAAAAUAAAAACCGUGACAAAGGUGAGAAAGAAAAGAAAAGAGACUCAUCCUUAAGAUCUCGGAGUAAGCGUUCCAAGUCCUCUGAACACAAGUCCCGCAAGCGGACCAGUGAGUCUCGUUCCAGGGCGAGGAAGAGAUCAUCUAAGUCCAAGUCUCAUCGAUCUCAGACACGUUCACGGUCACGUUCAAGGCGAAGGAGGAGGAGCAGCAGGUCAAGAUCAAAGUCUAGAGGAAGGCGAUCUGUAUCAAAAGAGAAGCGCAAAAGAUCUCCAAAGCACAGAUCCAAGUCCCGGGAAAGAAAAAGAAAAAGAUCAAGCUCUAGGGAUAACCGAAAGACAGGAAGAGCCCGAAGUCGAACCCCAAGUCGUCGGAGUAGGAGUCACACUCCGAGCCGAAGGAGGAGGUCUAGAUCUGUGGGAAGAAGAAGGAGUUUUAGCAUUUCCCCCAGCCGCCGGAGCCGCACCCCUAGUCGCCGGAGCCGCACCCCCAGCCGAAGGAGCCGUACCCCCAGUCGAAGGAGUCGCACCCCUAGCCGAAGGAGCCGCACCCCCAGCCGAAGGAGCCGCACCCCUAGCCGUCGGAGGAGAUCAAGGUCUGUGGUAAGAAGACGAAGCUUCAGUAUAUCACCAGUCAGAUUAAGGCGAUCAAGAACACCCUUAAGAAGAAGAUUUAGUAGAUCUCCCAUCCGACGUAAAAGAUCCAGGUCUUCUGAAAGAGAACGUCUGACAGAUUUGGAUAAGGCACAGUUACUUGAAAUAGCCAAAGCUAAUGCAGCUGCCAUGUGUGCUAAGGCUGGUGUUCCCUUACCGCCAAACCUAAAGCCUGCACCUCCACCUACAAUAGAAGAGAAAGUUGCUAAAAAGUCAGGAGGAGCUACUAUAGAAGAACUAACUGAGAAAUGCAAACAGAUUGCACAGAGUAAAGAAGAUGAUGAUGUAAUAGUGAAUAAACCUCAUGUUUCGGAUGAAGAGGAAGAAGAACCUCCUUUUUAUCAUCAUCCCUUUAAACUCAGUGAACCCAAGCCCAUUUUUUUCAAUCUAAAUAUUGCUGCAGCAAAACCAACUCCACCAAAAAGCCAGGUAACACUGACAAAGGAAUUUCCUGUGUCAUCUGGAUCUCAGCAUCGAAAAAAAGAAGCAGACAGUGUUUAUGGAGAGUGGGUUCCUGUAGAGAAAAAUGGUGAAGAAAACAAAGAUGACGAUAAUGUUUUCAGCAGCAAUUUGCCCUCGGAGCCUGUGGACAUCUCUACUGCAAUGAGUGAACGUGCACUUGCUCAGAAAAGACUCAGUGAGAAUGCAUUUGAUCUUGAAGCCAUGAGCAUGUUAAACCGUGCUCAAGAACGGAUUGAUGCCUGGGCUCAGCUGAACUCCAUUCCUGGGCAGUUCACAGGAAGUACAGGAGUACAGGUUCUGACACAAGAACAGCUGGCCAAUACUGGCGCUCAAGCCUGGAUUAAAAAGGAUCAGUUCUUAAGAGCAGCCCCAGUAACUGGAGGAAUGGGAGCCGUUUUGAUGAGAAAAAUGGGCUGGAGAGAAGGAGAAGGAUUAGGAAAAAACAAAGAAGGAAAUAAAGAACCUAUCCUAGUUGAUUUUAAGACAGACCGAAAAGGUCUUGUUGCUGUAGGAGAAAGAGCACAAAAGAGGUCUGGGAACUUCUCUGCUGCAAUGAAAGAUCUAUCAGGCAAACAUCCUGUGUCUGCCUUGAUGGAAAUCUGUAAUAAGAGAAGGUGGCAACCACCUGAAUUUCUCUUGGUCCAUGAUAGUGGCCCUGAUCAUCGCAAACAUUUUCUCUUUAGGGUAUUGAGAAAUGGAAGCCCUUACCAGCCCAAUUGUAUGUUUUUCUUGAAUAGGUAUUGAUAAAUGGAAGCGCUUACCAGCCCAGCUUUGCCAGCCCUAAUAAGAAGCAUGCUAAAGCCACAGCAGCUACUGUGGUUCUUCAAGCAAUGGGCCUUGUACCAAAGGACCUCAUGGCUAAUGCCACUUGCUUCAGGAGUGCCUCACGUAGAUAGAUUGAGGUUUUAUAUUAAUCAUUUCAGAUAAUUUUACUCUGCAUCACAAUGUAUUUCCUCUUUAAUGUUGUAAAUAUUUGGCAAUUUAAGACAUUGUGUAAAAAGCAAUCUGUACAAACAUCUCCAGGCUUUGAUUUUUGUACCAUGGAAAUUGUAUUUAACCAUACAGGGUUUUGGUAUGUUUAUAUUGUUUACCUUAGUGAUGUAUUUGUUUAAGUGGCUAACAUCCAAACAAUUGUUUGAAGGCAUCAGUAAUCUUCAGUGUGGAAUGUUAAAUAACGCUUUUAUACUGUAUUUUGUACUAUGAUGUAACUCCCCUUCCUUAUGGCUAGGCUGCUGUAACACUUGCCUGUAAUCAGUGAAGGGCUGUGCACCUUGUACUAUUUCAAAAUGGGUUCUGCUGGACAGAUACUGGGCCAGUGUUAUUGAGGUAAUCAAGCAAGAUCUGUUCCACAGGGCUAAUGCCACCAUCCUCCCUUAAAAUUUUGUAGAAGUUAUAAAAAGAAAGUGGUAUGUUGUGUGAUGAUCAGCACUAAGUCCUGCAUUCCCAUUAAAGCCACUUGGGUCAUAAGAAGGGAGUCAAAAUGAAGUCUGACUAGAAAUCUACUGCAGAGGCCAAGUACAUUUAGUAUGGCUUGAGUUGUGAUAUAGUUUUACUUUGAUGUGCAUUUUGAAUUUCAGCUACACCUAGGUAGACGUAAAAUGAUAAUUAAAAAAAUGCUGUAACCAACUUAUCUAAUAAAAUUGGCAACCAGCCACUAUUUUGUUGACUAUGA